Marchantia polymorpha subsp. ruderalis is the source of this 1800-nucleotide messenger RNA. NCBI's taxonomy places the organism in Eukaryota, Viridiplantae, Streptophyta, Marchantiopsida, Marchantiales, Marchantiaceae. The record is from the annotation of a GenBank genome assembly.
ACUGCUCGAAUUCGAGAAAGAGGCAGAGAAAGAAAAUGUUCAAAUCGAGGUUUCAAAUUCUGAGCAGGGGAGAGGUCGAAGACAUUGAAAUCCUCUCGAGGUCCGAUGGUGGAGUCCGGGGAUUCGACAGCCUCAUUGCCAACAUGGGCGUCCGAACCGUGUAUCAUGGGCAUCGACGAAGCUGGUCGAGGUCCUGUUCUGGGUCCUAUGGUCUAUGGCUGCGCUUUCUGUGCUAUGUCUGAGAAAAAACGUAUCGCCUCCCUUCAGUUCGCAGAUUCUAAAACCUUGACGGAGCAGAAGAGGGAAGAUCUAUUUGAGAGCAUCCAAGCCGAUGACACGAUUGGCUGGUUUGUAGAUGUAAUAGAUCCCAGAGAGCUCUCUGCAAAAAUGCUAAAAAGGAACCGGCAGAGUCUGAACGUCAUUUCAUAUGAAUCAGCAAUGGGACUCAUUACACGCACUUUGAAUGAGGGAUACUCACUAUCUGAGGUGUACGUCGACACUGUCGGGGAUUCUGAGAAGUAUCAGGCUCGAUUAACUCAGAAGUUUCCGGGUAUCGCCUUCACCGUAACGAAAAAGGCUGAUAGCCUUUUUCCAAUUGUUAGUGCUGCCAGUAUUGUUGCAAAGGUCACCAGAGAUAGAGCCUUGAAAAACUGGGCGAUGACUGAGGUGGGAACAGACACAGGAAGAAAGUUUGGAUCAGGGUAUCCAGGAGACCCAGAUACCAAGACUUGGCUUCAAGAGAACAAGGAUCCAGUGUUUGGAUUUCCAUCAAUUGUGCGGUUUAGUUGGUCUACAUGCAUCCCUAUUAUUGCUGAAGGUGGUGUUGAAGUUUACUGGGAAGCGGAUGAAGACGAGGAUGAAAUGCCUAAGCGAAAAUCUCGCACGGUAGACGUUGAGUCCAGUGCUGCUUUGCGACAUCCUUACUUUCGAUCUCGACAGCUGCAACAAGUUACCACACGUCUUUGAUCGAAGACCUGGAGGUCUCCGGUACCAUACACAAAUUGAGUAUUGAUGAUGGCCAGGAAAAAAAAUGUUGUUGGUAUAUGAUGACUUACCUUUGACAUCUGCUGACGACAAGUGAGCCCAGCUGUGGCAAGUGUGAAACAACCUUACGAAGAAGAGAAGGAAGCAUGCUUCGAAUAUGGACAGUUGUUGUUCUUGGCGAAUAAAGAAAGCAAUUACGCACCUCCCUUGUCUCUACAUCUGAAACAUCUCCUCACUUUUACCGAGUGUCGAAUGCUCGCUCACUUCCCUUCAUAUCCUCAGCUACGAGGAUGCGCAGGAAAGGAAGCGAACAUCCGACACUUUUGGAGGAUUUGUUUACAGUUGAAAUACAAGAGCAGUACACAGGUCUUCCUCUCACGGUGGGAAAGUUGAGGCUUGAUAGCCAUGUGAUAAAUGUGUAUGCCUUGUGAAGAACAGAAUAUUGCCAUAAUGCAUUGUGUACCUUGUGAACCAAGAUCGAAGCAUCACAUGUAAAGCUUUUGAUAUGACGUCCAUUGCUUGUUUUGUGUAUCUACCUGCGCCAUGGACGUCCCCAGAUAUUUUGAAGAUGUGUACGCUGCUGGAAAUCUUUCACGACCUAUUAUAUGGUUUCCUGCACUCGUGCAAAGGUCUCGUUUUCACCGCGAAUUUUUAUUUGGGACUGUUCUUUGAUCUUUAAUGGUGAAUUCACUGACGCCGUUGAGCUUUCGAGGUGAUCUAAAGCUCACUCAAUGCAUGAGGUGUCUGCAGAUAGUUGUUUUGAUAUGCACUGUCAGGCCUAGUGCGUUGUAUGAAUGAAUACUUAUUUGUAUUAUG